Messenger RNA from Benincasa hispida (wax gourd), 4980 nucleotides. Its product is annotated as tRNA synthetase class I (I, L, M and V) family protein. Gene Ontology annotation, biological process: DNA integration; isoleucyl-tRNA aminoacylation. Lineage: Eukaryota; Viridiplantae; Streptophyta; Magnoliopsida; Cucurbitales; Cucurbitaceae. Gene Ontology annotation, molecular function: ATP binding; aminoacyl-tRNA deacylase activity; tRNA binding. The record is from RefSeq and is a predicted model, not a curated record.
AAAUGGCUUUGAUUUCUAGGUUAACUAUAGCAAUUUUCACAGCAACUCCCUCCAUCUUCCCAUAGUCCCAUUACUACAGCCACUGCCCCCCGGCCCGCCGCGCGCCGUCGCUCACCACACCCUGCGCUCUCAUAUCCCAAGUUCAGCCUUCCGACGAAUCGCCGCCGCAAUCAGGGUUAACUAAACCGGGUAUUCGUUAGCACCCACGGAAUCGAACAGCGAACUGAACCGGGUAUUUAAUUACCUUAAAACUGAACUGAUCAGACCAAACCAACGCACUGCCGAAAUAGAAACGCUCUUCCAUUGUUCCGUUCGAUUUCUUCAAAGCAGCCGCUGAAGAGAACUACUAGGAUAACUCUGCGCCAAGCCACUCUCGGGUAUUUCUCUACACUCUCAUUUCUUCUUUUUCUGCUCGAAGAUUGUCACUCAGGAUUCCAAGCUCGAUUGAAUUGUGGGGAGUUUUUGUUAUUCCCAAGAAUCUCCUCUUCACACUCUAAUUGGCAGUUGUGCUACACAUUUGGUCUAUUUCUGAGCAAACACCCUAUUCUUCAACUCAAGCGUAGUGCUGCCAUGGAUGAAGUUUGCGAGGGUAAGGACUUUUCGUUCCCUAAGCACGAGGAGGGGGUUCUUGAGUAUUGGUCUGAUAUCAAGGCAUUUGAGACCCAGCUCGAGCGCACACGGGACCUUCCUGAGUAUAUUUUUUAUGAUGGGCCUCCUUUCGCCACUGGUCUUCCACAUUAUGGACACAUCUUGGCAGGAACCAUCAAGGACAUUGUCACCCGGUAUCAGGUCAUGACUGGUCAUCAUGUGACUCGUCGCUUUGGAUGGGAUUGCCAUGGAUUGCCUGUUGAGAACGAGAUUGAUCAGAAGCUGGGGAUCAAGAGGAGAGACGAUGUGUUGAAGAUGGGGAUCGACAAGUAUAACGAAGAAUGCAGAAGUAUAGUUACGCGGUAUGUGGGGGAGUGGGAAAAAAUCAUCACGCGUACUGGACGAUGGAUUGAUUUUAAGAAUGACUAUAAAACAAUGGACUUGAAGUUCAUGGAGAGUGUUUGGUGGGUUUUCUCUCAGCUCUACGAGAAAGGUCUUGUCUACAAAGGUUUUAAGGUCAUGCCAUAUAGUACUGGUUGCAAGACACCACUUUCAAACUUCGAAGCUGGUCAGAGCUAUAAGGAUGUCCCUGAUCCUGAAAUAAUGGUAACUUUUCCAGUACUCGGGGAUCCCCAAAAUGCGGCUUUUGUGGCUUGGACAACUACUCCAUGGACCCUUCCGAGUAAUCUUGCUCUUUGUGUUAAUGCCAAUUUUGUCUAUGUGAAGGUUCGCAACAAGGUGUCUGGAAAAGUUUAUGUGGUUGCUAAAUCCCGAUUAUCAGCUCUACCUGUUGAGAAACAAAAAGUGAAUGCACCAAAUGCUAAUGAUUCCGUUAAGUCAAAUCCUAAGAAAAAGGGAUCCUCAAAUUCAAAAACAGAGAACUCAGUGGAGGACUCAUUUGAGAUAUUGGAGGAAGUAUUGGGAGCUUCUCUCGUGGGUAAAAAGUACGUGCCAUUGUUUGAUUACUUUAAGGAAUUUUCUGAUGUGGCGUUUAGAGUUGUUGCGGAUAGUUAUGUCACUGAUGAUAGUGGUACGGGGAUUGUCCAUUGUGCUCCUGCAUUCGGUGAAGAUGAUUACCGUGUUUGCAUUGAGAACCAAGUGAUCAAUAAGGGUGAGAAUUUGAUUGUUGCAGUCGAUGAUGAUGGUUGCUUUACAACAAAGAUUACUGAUUUUUCUGGACGUUAUGUCAAGGAUGCAGACAAGGAUAUAAUUGAGGCGGUGAAGGCACAAGGGAGGCUUGUUAAAUCAGGAAGCUUUACCCAUUCUUACCCUUUCUGCUGGAGAUCUGAUACUCCCCUUAUCUACAGGGCUGUCCCAAGCUGGUUUGUCCGAGUCGAGAAACUAAAGGAGAAAUUACUAGAAAACAACGAGAAGACUUAUUGGGUGCCUGACUUCGUGAAGGAGAAAAGAUUCCAUAAUUGGCUAGAGAAUGCAAGAGAUUGGGCUGUCAGUCGAAGUAGAUUUUGGGGAACACCUCUCCCUGUCUGGGUUAGCGAGGAUGGGGAGGAAAUACUGGUCAUGGACUCAAUUGAGAAACUUGAAAAGCUUUCUGGUGUUAAGGUGUUUGAUCUGCAUCGUCACAAGAUUGAUCAUAUUACUAUUCCCUCCAAACGAGGUCCUGAAUACGGUGUGCUUCGGAGGGUAGAUGAUGUGUUUGAUUGCUGGUUCGAGAGUGGGUCUAUGCCAUAUGCUUAUAUUCAUUAUCCAUUCGAAAACGUUGAACAUUUUGAGAAGAACUUUCCUGGGCACUUUGUGGCAGAAGGGCUUGAUCAAACUCGUGGAUGGUUCUACACUCUCAUGGUUCUAUCUACUGCUUUAUUUGGGAAGCCUGCAUUUAGAAACCUUAUUUGUAAUGGCCUUGUGCUUGCUGAGGAUGGUAAGAAGAUGAGUAAAAGGUUGAAAAAUUAUCCUUCACCAAUGGAAAUCAUAAAUGAUUAUGGAGCUGAUGCUCUGAGAUUAUAUCUUAUAAAUUCUCCAGUUGUACGUGCGGAGACUUUGCGAUUCAAGAAGGAGGGUGUUUUUGGUGUUGUCAGGGAUGUUUUCCUGCCAUGGUACAAUGCAUAUAGAUUCCUUGUUCAGAAUGCCAAGAGGCUUGAGAUUGAGGGGUUUGCACCAUUUUCUCCCGUGGAUCAAGCCACUCUUCAAAAAUCGUUCAAUGUGCUUGACCAAUGGAUAAACUCUGCCACCCAGAGUUUAGUUUAUUUUGUCAGGAAAGAAAUGGAUGGCUACCGACUCUACACGGUAGUUCCAUAUCUUCUAAAGUUCCUUGACAACCUUACAAAUAUUUAUGUGAGGUUCAAUCGCAAGAGACUAAAAGGCCGUACUGGGGAAGAAGACUGCAGGAUAGCACUCUCUACUCUGUACCAUGUUCUUUUAACAUCUUGUAAGGUCAUGGCUCCAUUUACACCAUUUUUCACUGAAGUUUUAUAUCAAAACUUGCGGAAAGUUUCUGAUGGGUCAGAGGAAAGCAUUCAUUACUGUUCUUAUCCUCAAGAAGGAGGAAAGAGAGGUGAAAGAAUUGAAGAAAGUGUUACAAGGAUGAUGACAAUUAUUGAUCUUGCUCGCAACAUUCGGGAGCGUCAUAACAAACCUCUUAAAGCACCUUUGAGAGAAAUGAUAGUGGUUCAUUCUGAUAAAGAUUUUCUUGAUGACAUAGCCGGAAAGUUAAGAGAGUAUGUUCUUGAGGAAUUAAAUAUAAGAUCUCUUAUCACAUGCGAUGAUACAUUGAAGUACGCAUCCCUCCGCGCUGAGCCAGAUUUUAGUGUGUUGGGAAAGCGUCUUGGAAAAGCUAUGGGAGUCGUGGCAAAAGAAGUCAAAGCAAUGUCACAGGAAGACAUCUUGGCUUUUGAGAAAGUGGGAGAAGUUACAAUUGCUACUCAUUGUUUAAGGUUAUCUGAAAUAAAGGUUGUCCGGGAUUUCAGACGACCUGAUGGUAUGACGGACAAGGAAAUUGAUGCUGCUGGUGAUGGUGAUGUACUAGUGAUUUUGGAUUUACGACCAGAUGAAUCUCUAUUUGAGGCUGGUGUCGCUCGUGAGGAUUUGAGCUCGGGGACGACAAUUGGUACUGCCCGGCACGAUGGAGGACUCUACUUCGUGAUUGAUGAUGCUUCCUCUAGGAAUGAUUAUAGGACUAGCCUUGUCUCCUUAAAUUUUUCUAACUCUGAGAAUGAUUUUCUGUUAUGGCAUUAUUGCUUAGGACAUCCAAACUUUCAAUACAUGAAAUACUUAUUUUUGCAUUUAUUUCGCAAUAUUAAUAUGUCUUCUUUAAAGUGUGAAGUGUGUAUUCGUAUCAAACAGAGCCGUGUCUCCUUCCACUCUCAGCCCUAUAAACCAUCCAAACCCUUCACCUUAGUCCACAGUAAUGUUUGGGGUCCCUCACUAACCAUAACCUCCAUAGGGAAACGUUGGUUUGUCACUUUUAUAGAUGACCACACUCGGCUUACUUGGGUCUUUCUUCUCAUUGAUAAGUUCGAGGUGUUAUAUAUAUUCCAACAAUUUUAUGCCAUUGUGGAAACCCAGUUUAACGUCAAGAUUGGUAUUUUGAGAAGUGACAAUGGGCGGGAAUUCUUAAUGUUUCCUUCCAGGAGUUCCUUGCAUCCAAAUAGAUUAUCCACCAGAGUUCGUGUGCUUACACUCCCCAGCAAAAUGGGGUAGCCGAGAGGGAAAAUCGUCAUUUGGUGGAAGUUGCCAGGUCCUUAAUGCUAUCCACUUCACUCCCGUUUUACUUAUGGGGUGAUGCCAUCUUUACUGCUGCUCACUUAAUCAAUCGAAUGCCUUCCUGAGUCCUCAACUUUUAAAACCCAUUAGACUGUUUGAAAGAGUCCUAUCCUACUACUCGUUUAGUCUCCGAUGUACCACUUUGAGUUUUUGGCUGUGUUGCCUUUGUUCACUCCUAUGGUCCAAACCACACGAAAUUUACCUCCGGUGCUAAAAAAUGCAUCUUUGUUGGGUAUCCACUCCAUCAGCGUGGGUAUAAAUGUUACCACCCAUCCUCUCGCAAAUAUUUUGUUUCCAUGGAUAUCACCUUCCUUGAAGAUCAACCCUUCUUCCCUGUUAGCUAUCUUCAAGGGGAGACAUCUAGUAAAGAGACUAACUGGUGCAUAUAUACAGUUCUCUUAGAGUCAUUUCCUAUCCCCGAACAUGUCGGUCCUAUCUUCCCUACUAAUCAAGUCCCAUGGAUAACAUACUAUAGGAAAAAUCCCAGGAAGGAAGCAACGUCACCUGUUGCAUCUCCGGCUCCGGUCAUGAGUCAAACCUGACAUCAGGUACGUGUAUUCUUGAAAUUAAUAAGAUUGAUACUUGUACUGAGACUAACGAGUGUAGAGAGGAAAAAGGAGGAAAAUGUGCUAACAACACCACUAUAGCAGAUGGGAAGACGACAGUGAAUGACGA